AUGGAGAAAGAGCUCAAGUUCGAAACCCACCCCGCCAGCUCUCUGCGGGUGUGGCUGUUCGAAGACGUCGAGAACAUAGAGGAGGUCCGCGAGCAGGUCGUGUCGGGGAAGCUUCAGCCGGAAUUCGCGUUCUUCAACGCCCAACUGGUGGCUGGCCUCUAUGUGGUGCACCUAGCUGCCUGCAGAGCCCUGUGGUCAGAGACCGCAGGCACCAGGAGGACCAGGAGCCUACACACAGAGCUUGUCUGCAACAUUUCGGGCUCAAAGCAUAUAGCUUCAAGCCUCCAGCGAUUUGGCAUCAGUGAUGGCACGAAGCACCUGCUGGUGGCGCGGUUCGAUGGCACAGCAAGCGAU
This is a messenger RNA of Ostreobium quekettii, 354 nucleotides long. NCBI's taxonomy places the organism in Eukaryota, Viridiplantae, Chlorophyta, Ulvophyceae, Bryopsidales, Ostreobiaceae. The record is from the annotation of a GenBank genome assembly.